UUCUCCGCGGACGACUUGUCGUCAGUCAGUUUGUCUGCUCUCCUGUUCUUGUUCUGUGCUUUGUGUGUUGGGCGUGAAGAUUACAUUUUUCGUAAAAUUGGUGCAAUAUUAAAAUCAGAAAAGUUGUCGAAGCUACGAAAAGUUUUAUCAUCGUAAAGUAAAAAGAUAUGAAAAGUUUGUAUGGCCGAAACUCGUGUCUAUGGUUAUGAGCCUAAUAGUGGGCUUAAUAACGCAAUGCCUGAACCUACAAGUUUACUUCGUUUACGUGUGAUUGCUGGACACAACCUUUGCAAAAAAGACAUAUUUGGAGCAAGUGAUCCUUAUGUGAGAAUUGAUUUGGUAGCAACUAAUGGAGAUCAAGUCAUUGAUUCAGUGUUAACAAAAACGAAAAAGAGGACAUUAAAUCCAAAAUGGGAUGAAGAAUUCAUAUUCCGGGUCAAACCCACAGAGCACAAGCUGGUCAUGGAAGUGUUUGAUGAGAAUCGGCUGACUCGAGAUGACUUUCUGGGCAUGGUGGAACUCCCAUUAGUUGGACUUCCCAAAGAACUUCCAGAAGCAAGUAUACCCAGAAAAUAUUACAUUUUACGACCACGAAGCGCUCGCUCUAAAGUCAAAGGACAUCUCCAACUAUAUCAUGCAUACAUGCCUGAUCCAGAUGAAGUCUCGGAAAGUACAGUAGCCACCGCUUUACCCGCUGCCACGGAACCGCAAAGCCAGGAUCCCGAGCCCGGUUGGGAAAUGGUAGACUCGGCAGAUGGGAGCAGCAGUGUUGGUCAGGCACAAGUAGAGCAGCCCGCCAGGCCCAUUUACGUUCAGGGAAGUUCUUCCACUGCAGAAGUAGCUAACUCCACGACGCAGUCUACCCCUCUACCUUCUGGUUGGGAAGAACGUCAAGAUGCUAACGGGCGAACCUAUUACGUAAAUCAUAUUGCUCGCACCACUCAGUGGGAGAGACCGUCUAUCCAGCCGGCCGUGAUUCAAGAGCAGCAAUUGGCACGCGAACGCAACCUCGAAACAGCUGGGUCAGAUAUGCAACGUCGCUAUCACAUAUCGGACGAUGCCCAUCCACUUCAAGCUGGAUUAGAUGCAGCCGCCGGUAUUGCUGAUCAGGAGGAUGAGUAUGAAGAUGAUGAACUUGAUGAUUAUUUUGAUGACGACGAUGAACUAGAUGAUGACGAUGAAUACGAUGAGUAUUGGGAUGAAACUGCAGAGGGCGAUGAACAGUUUCAGUUAAGAGAGGUCCAAAUUAACGGAAGUCCAAGACCUAGUCCGGCGUCACCUCGUCACUCCGUAACGACCAUUGAAGGAGAACAGGUUGCAAAUGGUACGUCAUCCACUCCAACUAGACCUGCAGUUGUGCCUAAUAGUGAUGGCUUACCCCCAGGUUGGACGGUGCAGGUGGCUCCAAAUGGAAGACUAUUCUUCAUCGACCAUAACAAACGAGCCACCACUUGGGUGGAUCCAAGAUCAGGCAGGCCAUCAACACUACCUCGUCAGAACCAGAGUCCUGGAAACAAAAGUUUCCAAGAAGAAGCGCUUGGGCCACUUCCAGAAGGCUGGGAGGAACGAAUCCAUUCCGAUGGAAGAAUCUUCUACAUCGAUCACAAUACACGAAUUACCCAAUGGGAAGACCCGCGUAUGUCAAACCCAAAUAUUGCUGGGCCGGCAGUUCCUUAUUCGCGCGACUAUAAACGAAAAUACGACUUCUUCAAAUCGCAACUUAAGAAACCAGCUAACAUUCCCAACAAGUUUGAAAUCAAAGUACAUCGAGUAUCUAUCCUCGAAGACUCUUAUCGGAUCAUCAACACUGUCGCUCGACCGGAGCUGCUCAAGACGAAACUCUGGGUCGAAUUUGAUGGUGAAGUUGGACUCGAUUAUGGUGGCGUGGCUCGUGAAUGGUUCUUCCUCCUCUCUAAAGAAAUGUUUAACCCUUACUACGGACUCUUCGAAUAUUCUGCAAUGGAUAACUAUACACUGCAGAUCAAUCCAAUGUCAGGAUUGUGCUGCGAAGACCAUCUUUCCUAUUUUAAGUUUAUCGGUCGGGUUGCUGGCAUGGCUGUUUACCAUGGCAAACUACUUGACGGUUUUUUCAUCCGCCCAUUUUACAAAAUGAUGUUGGAAAAGCCCAUCGAGCUGAAAGACAUGGAAUCUGUCGACACCGAAUAUUUCAACUCUUUGGUGUGGAUCAAAGAAAACGACCCGAGUGAGUUGGAUCUAAAUUUUGCUGUCGACGAAGAAAGCUUCGGCAAAACUAUUCAGCGCGAACUAAAGCCCAACGGGACGAACAUUCCUGUCACGAACGACAACAAACAUGAAUAUAUUAACUUGGUGAUCCAAUGGAGGUUUGUGUCGCGCGUUGAAGCUCAAAUGCGCGCUUUCUUGGACGGUUUCAAGGAUUUGAUUCCUUUAUCGAUGCUCAAGAUCUUUGAUGAGAACGAGCUCGAACUACUAAUGUGCGGCAUUGGAACAAUCGAUGUCAAAGACUGGAGGGAGCAUACUAACUACAAAGGAGAUUACAAUGCCAACCACAUGGUUGUGCAAUGGUUCUGGAGAGUGGUUUUAUCGUUCAAUCCCGAAAUGCGUUCUCGUGUCCUACAAUUCGUUACGGGGACGUCUCGCGUUCCGAUGAAUGGAUUUAAAGAGUUGUAUGGAAGCAACGGCCCACAGCCAUUUACCAUCGAGAAGUGGGGUACGCCAAACAAUUUUCCUCGUGCUCACACAUGUUUCAAUCGUUUGGACUUGCCACCCUAUGAGAGUUACCAACAGUUAAGAGAGAAGUUGAUCAAAGCCAUUGAAGGAUCCGAAGGAUUCGCUGGCGUAGAUUAAACUGCCGCUCAUCUAUUGGAAAGGGAUUGGUUGCACGUAUUUUUUUUUUGGUUGUUUUUUGUUUUUUUUGUUUUUUUUUCCUGUAGAGUUUUUUUUCUGGUUUCAAUUAAUAUUCUCCUUCCCUCUCACUGUAAGAUGUGUAAGGUCAUUCAUUCCACCGAUGGUUCGUAUCGUAUAGUCGAUUUCUACCCCUUUUGCCCCGCACGAUGCUGUUUGUUUCCGAUUCCUAGGGCUGGCUCAUCCUUCCCCCUUCCUUGGGUAGUGUACAGUUGGUAUUUUUUUUUUCCCCCUAUCUCUCUUUUUUUUCCUAUCUUUUUCUCUUCUUCUGCCUCUCUCUCUUUCUCUUUAAAAAAAAAAACAAACAAAACGUUUAACUCCGACAUGCGUGCUCAUGUGUGUCCAAUGAGCAGAGCGUAUGGAGUUUCAUUCUGGGGUUUCGACUUCUGCCAUUUCGAGCAUCACCUAAGAGUUGAAACGAAGAAGGAAGCAUUUCCAUUCUUUUUUUUCUAUUUUCCAUCCAACCCGUGUUUGGUACUAUUGAUGCAAUAUUAUUAAUCACGUCACCUAAUUUUGGCCCGCUCGCGUCGACGCAACCCCGACAUUUGCCCGCGUGCAUUGUUUUUUUUUGUUUUUUUUUUCUUUCCGGCCUAGUUUGUCGCGGCUAUUCUACGCAGUGUGAUACAUAUUAUUAUACAGUAUACCCUCUUCAUUAUUAUUAUAAUUUUUUAAAUCUACUUCCUUCCCGGUCAACGAAACAAACAAAAAUAAUUAAAAAGAUUCAUAUUCACAUCA
Molecule: messenger RNA, 3618 nt
Organism: Daphnia carinata
Lineage: Eukaryota; Metazoa; Arthropoda; Branchiopoda; Diplostraca; Daphniidae
Gene: Nedd4
Product: E3 ubiquitin-protein ligase NEDD4-like
Exons: 18
Coding region: 181-2826 (881 amino acids)
Biological process (GO): regulation of dendrite morphogenesis; ubiquitin-dependent protein catabolic process
Molecular function (GO): protein binding; ubiquitin protein ligase activity; sodium channel inhibitor activity
Source: RefSeq, a predicted model, not a curated record